UUAAAAUAUGUUGUAUAGUUAGUUGAUGCAUAAAGGCUUUUAUUUUAGCUAAAUGUAAAAGGUAGUUUAAGUCAUGUAAUUCCAUUUAGCACUAUAUAGUACGCAUUUCAGAUAGUUAUAGUAAAAAUUAGUUUUUUUCUGGCAUAUAUUCUUGCAUAAAUCAAAGUAUUUAAAAACAACUUCCUUUUUCUACAGAUUUAUUCAUUAUUUAGUCAUGAAGUCUGUUGAUCGCCCGCCCAGUAAUCCAAAAAGAUUAACUAUUGAAUCCAGUCAGGAGGUUUUUUCAAUUGACAUUUCCAGACGUACAAGAUCCAGCAGCUCAGCUCACCAAGGUGAUAUUCCUCAAAAUCAGGAACAGAAUGAGCCUCAGCCAGCCCCAAUCCAUCGUGUUCGCAGAAAGGCUUUAGCUUGUCGUUUAAAAAGACAACCUCCUGCUCCAGCCGCUCUCUCUGACGACGACUUCAUGGAUGCUCCAUCGUUAAAGCGUCAAUUCAGAUCUGCAUCACCUUCUCCUCCAGACCAAAUCAGCUCAAAGAAGUUAAAAGUACCUUCUCCUCAAGUUCCGACCGUGAAAAGAAGCCCAAAGUAUAAUAUCAUUGCCAAAAAAAACUCUCCUAAAAAGAAGUCUCCUGUCAAAUCACAGAAAUUGAAUAUCCGAUGCAUUCCCUUGGAUGUUAUUGUAUCAUCAUGGAUAAUGAGCGAUCGGCAGCGUGAUGCCGUCGCUAGGUUGGGAUUUUCUAGCAUAUUUGAUUUGCGAACUGAUGCAUUGGAGAGCAGAUCACUUAUCAGGUGGUUGAUGGACAAAUUAGAUCCAAAUGACAUGACCAUACGCCCAGGGGCUGGCAAAGAACUUAAGAUAACAAAAGAUACGGUUCAUCUCAUUUUGGGGUUGCCAUGUGCCGGAGGAGGUAGAGAGUUUACUGAUUGGUACGGUGAAAUCGAUGCUGCUGCUAAUCUGAGACGUCAUCUCAAUGUCUGUAAAGAAGAAUUUGAUGUUGUCAAGCUUCAAGAUAAGAUAGUGCUUGGCAACGAUGAUGAGCUAUCAAUUAGAUGUUUUUUUCUCAUUCUAUUCAAUCGACUUCUGUUUCCUUCUGCAUCUUGGGGCAUUACAAACAAUGAGGUGCUCAUGACUUCAAACAUGGCCCGAAUGGCUGAUAUUGACUGGUGUCAACUAGUUUACACGGAUUUGUGCGAUGCUGCCACACAUUCACUAUCUUGA
Zea mays is the source of this 1219-nucleotide messenger RNA. RefSeq lists its product as uncharacterized. The record is from RefSeq and is a predicted model, not a curated record. The coding region runs from base 215 to 1219 and encodes 334 amino acids. Lineage: Eukaryota; Viridiplantae; Streptophyta; Magnoliopsida; Poales; Poaceae. The transcript has 3 exons.